This is a messenger RNA of Oppiella nova, 2298 nucleotides long. The record is from the annotation of a GenBank genome assembly. NCBI's taxonomy places the organism in Eukaryota, Metazoa, Arthropoda, Arachnida, Sarcoptiformes, Oppiidae.
AUGACACACUUUGUAUCGAUUUUCUGGGACUUGGAUACCUGUCCUUUCGGUGAUAUACAGGCAUUCAAAGAGACCAUUCGGACAGUUCUGGUCACUCCAUACCAAUACAUUGAAAAGCAUUUCAUUUGCUGGUGUGUGAAUCACAUCAUACACAUCGACCAGCACCCAAACCAUACAUUUCCACGAAUAUCCUAUGAGUCGAAACUUGAUUUCUUUCAAUUCCUAAUCAGUUUGGGCUUAAGUGAUGGACAAACAGCUUUUGUUCCUCAACAACUGGUGCCGUGUCUAACAGUCCACAGGACAUUGAGGGACAAACAAGGCAUGACUUAUCUUCUCAUAACAUUUUGUCAUAUUUAUGGACUCAAUUCAAAAGAUUCAGCGCAGACAUCGAGGAAUGUGAGUACCGAUUGUGAGAUGGGAUCAGUAGCGGGUCCCUCACGUGUUAAGACAGAGCCCUUCACAUCCAUCGCAUCUGAGGUUAAAUGUGACAAAAGUAACGAUUCUGAAGACUCGACUGAAUCCGAAGGCACUUCCAUUGCAAAUCAAGUGUUUGGAAACAGUUCUUCAGUCAAACCAUUCAAUCAAAAGAAACCAAAGAAGAAGAAGAAGAAGAAUCGCAAACAAAAUAAAUCUAAAAUCAAACCUACAAAUGUGCGAAACAAUUACCGAUAUAAACCUCUCACUGAAGGAGUUUGUGGUCUCCAAAACAUGGGAAACACAUGUUAUAUGAAUAGUGGGAUUCAAUGUCUGUCUAACAUUGAAUUUGUGGCACCAUUUAUGAAAGACUUUGAGAUUUUCAAUCAUUGUGGCAAUGGUUAUAAUUAUGAAAAGUCAUUGAUUCAGUUGUUCAGUGAAUUGGUUGUCGAGUUAUGGUCAGCAAAAUCAUCGGCUGUCUGGCCGACCAGUUUCCGUAGAAAAGUGUCCCAAACUUUCGACAGAUUCAGUGGUUAUAACCAAAACGAUUGCUCAGAGUUUUUAGUGUCAAUUCUGGAUCAGUUCCACAAAGAAUUGCUUGAAAUGGAUCUCACUUAUAGCGGCAACAGAACCACUGAUGUGAUUGAAUUCAACACUUUUGCUGAAUAUUUGCGUCAAAAUAACACAUUUAUUGCAAUCAAUUUCUAUGGCUUUCAGUCAUUCAAAGUAAGCUGUGAUUGCGGGCAAACAAUUCAUACCAAUUCCCAGUCAUUUCCGAUCAUAAGUUUGCCACAAAUCGACAGAAGAGAUCUCAUUAUACUCGAGGUCUCAUUGAUUAGAAAUGAGAGUCAAAUCAUUAACAAAAUUGAAUUGAGAUUCACAAAGAGUCAGAUUCUUAUCAUUCAAUUGAUAAGAAUAUUGUUACAAACUUUCCAUGAAAUCACUUCAGACUUACUGAAUGACAAUCAUCUCAUUGUCACUAAUGUUGUCGAUCACACCAUACAUUGUGUUUAUGGCAAGAAUGAGAUCCUGAACCUCAACCGAAUAGCAGGUCAUAUUUAUGUCUAUGAGAUCGACCCCUCAUUUCCCAAACAUUACUUCAUUUCACUGUCAGAGAUCGACAGAUUUGGCACACCUUUGCUAUUGAAUGUCUAUGACAGUAGUUAUGCCACUAUUGUCACUGCAUUUGCUGAACAAUUAUCCAAAUGCUUGUUAAAUACUGAUUGUCAGAUGUAUGAGCGGUUGAAACAAACAAAGUUCAGAUACUAUGAUAGGAAGUUUGAUAGCCUUUAUUGGGCGUGUGAUUUGCCAUAUUUUGUGAGCACUUUCAUAGUCUACUCCCGUAUGAGCAAUGGGUUUAGAGAUUAUUAUGAAGAGUAUGAAGAGAUUAAUCUGAGACCUCAUAACUCCAGAGCAUGCGAUGACCGCAUCAUAAAACUCGAUGACUGUCUCAACCAAUACUUGUCAUACGAUAUCUCAGAUGAGAAAUGCUCGGGAUGUCAGACAAGUACCCGGCUAAACACUAAUAUCGGGGGCAAAUUCUCAAACCAAUCAUACGCUGUACAACACGCACCUAAUGUACUGCUAUUGCAAUUGAAGUCAAGUCCCGGCAAACUGUAUAACUGCGAGUUUCCCAUUGAAUUGGAUCUUAAGAAUUAUGUAGUGAAUGGACAGACAUCAGGGAAAGACUAUAUGUAUGACUUGACAGCGGUGUCCAACUAUAGCGGAUCUUCUUAUUGUGGACACUAUACGGCUUGUGCUAAGAAUUAUCGCAACCAAAAGUGGUAUCAUUUCAACGACUCAUACGUCGAUGAGAUAUCGGAUAAAAGACUGCAGUCAUCCGAAGCUUAUGUUUUGGUUUAUGUUAAGCGCAAUGUUAAGUAA